AUGCUGCCAGCAGCGCCAGCCUGGGCGCGCGGGAGUUGCGAGCAGCCUGCAGGCGGCCCAGCGCCCCCAGAAAAUGCAAAAGACAUCAUCAUGAUAUAUGAAGGAGAUGCUGAGGAAUGGGCUCUGUACUUGAGCGAAGUUUUCUCACAUGUUGUGAAAAUGGAAGCAACCCUUUUAUAUUGCUUGGAGAAUUGCUCUCUUCGGGAUUUGGAAUUGAUGAAUUUAAGCUCCUACAAGUGUAAACUUUUGAUAUUAUCAAAUAGCCUGCUUGAAAACCUAUCUCCAAAGAAAGGUCAAUUUCUGAAAAACAUACUUUUUUCACCAGAAAGUGUGGUCACUCUGCUGUGUGGGAUGAAGAGUUCAGAUCAACUCUACAAAUUAUUAAAUAUCUCUAGAAGCAGAUGGGAGAUCUCAACGGAGCAGGGGCCUGAAGAAUACAUCUCUGUAAUUGAGAGUAUCAUAUUUGGAGGUUCUGCGGACUACCUGGAGAUCACUGUUCCACCAGACCUAAGAAAGGAACAAUCUGGGCAAACCAAUGAGAGAAAGGAAGCUGGAGAGUUCUUAGAAGCUUCAGGAAGCACCAUACCACAGGCAGUGGUGCUUCCUGCUGAGAUUCCAUGUGAGAAUCCUGGUGAAAUAUUUAUUAUUUUGAGAGAUGAAGUAACCAGUGAUGCUGUGGAGGUUGAAUUUACAUCAAAUAGUAAAUGCAUUAGAACACAGCCAGCCCUCUGGAAUAAAAGUGUCUGGAGUAUGAAAGCUUUAGAUUUUCCUGCUGGCUCUGUCAAUGUUGAUGUCUACUGUGAUGGAAUCAUUAAGGCCACAGCAGAGAUUAAAUACUAUACAACCCAGAAGGCUAUGAAAUGCCUGUUGGGAGCUGCAGGUCCACGAGAUGAUGUGUACCAGAGUGACAUUGACGAACUUGAUCAUAUUCUCACAUCCACAUUCAAACAUGAGAUACCAUACUAUGAAUUCCAAUCUCUCCAAACUGAAAUCUGCCCUCAAAAGGAAUAUUCUUAUUUCAAAGAACUUCCAACUCUUCUCCACUGUGCAGCAAAAUUUGGGUUAAAGAACUUGGCUGUUCAUUUGCUUCAAUGUUCAGGAGCAACCAGGGCAUCUAAGAUAAAAAAUUUGGAAGGUUCAGAUCCAGCACAUAUUGCUGAGAGGCAUGGUCACAAAGAACUCAAGAAAAUCUUUGAAGACUUUUCAAUCCAAGAAGUUAGCAGAGAUAAUGCGCAAGAAAAUCACUAUGAAGAGAGUAUCACCUCAUUUUCUACAUGUUCUCCUACCGUACAGAGCCCAGCUCUCCACCAUAAAAGCUGGCCUUACAGGCAGAAGGCAGAAGAAGCCAAAGGGAAUGAAAUGGCAGAGGAAGAAAAAGAGCAUGAAUCAGGCAUGGCGGCAGAGCGCAGCCCUCCAGAGGUUGACAGUGAAAGUGAGAACCAGUACGAUGACUUGUAUGUGUUCAUUCCUGGAGACAACCCUGAAGAUAAUUCCCAAGAGCCCCUCGUGUGCCCCAGACCACCUCUCCCCCCACCACGACCUGUAACCACUGCCUUCCAACCAGAAAAACCUCACUUCCCAGUACAAGCAGGGAAAUUGUUGGAAGGCCAAAUGGAGAGAAGUCAAAGUUGGUGUGAUUUCAGUGCAAGAUAUGAAACAGGAAGUGAUUCCGAAGAAGAAAAGAAAGAAGAUGAAAAGGAUCGGGAAGAGGAGGAAGACCCAUACACUUUUGCUGAGAUUGAUGACAGUGAAUAUGACACAAUACUGGCCAAUAGGAGUAUAAAGAAAAAAAGUGGAAGUCGUUCAUUCAUUAUGAACAGACCUCCUGCCCCCACACCACGACCCACAAAUAUCCCUCCAAAAGAGGAAACUACACCUUACAUAGCGCAAGUGUUUCAACAAAAGGCUGCCAGAAGACAAUCUGAUAGUGACAAGUUCCAUGGUCCUAGGAAACAAGACAGAGGUCGGAUGGAGAGUCAGACCUUCUCCACCGUAAGGAACUGCCUCACUGCGGGACAGGAGGAACUCAUCCUGCUGCAAGAGAAAGUCAAGAAUGGGAAACUCUCUAUGGAUGAAGCCCUGGAGAAGUUUAAACACUGGCAGAUGGGAAAGACUGGCCUGGAGAUAAUUCAGCAGGAAAAACUACGCCAACUACGAGAUUGCAUUGUUGGAAAAAGGCCAGAAGAAGAAAAUGUCUACAAUAAGCUCACCAUUGUGCACCAUCCAAAUGGUAAGGAAAGUGCCCACAGUGAAAGUAUGUUACAUAACAUACCCUUUGGCAGUAAGCUUCCUGCUCGACCCCAGAUGGAAAAAGAUUUUGGUUUCUGUUGCAGGAAAGAUCACUAA
Molecule: messenger RNA, 2346 nt
Organism: Budorcas taxicolor (takin)
Lineage: Eukaryota; Metazoa; Chordata; Mammalia; Artiodactyla; Bovidae
Gene: BANK1
Product: B cell scaffold protein with ankyrin repeats 1
Exons: 16
Coding region: 1-2346 (781 amino acids)
Biological process (GO): negative regulation of B cell activation; negative regulation of phosphatidylinositol 3-kinase/protein kinase B signal transduction; B cell activation
Molecular function (GO): signaling receptor binding; protein tyrosine kinase binding
Source: RefSeq, a predicted model, not a curated record